This is a messenger RNA of Myotis lucifugus (little brown bat), 2455 nucleotides long. It is a transcript of the gene EDIL3, whose product is annotated as EGF like repeats and discoidin domains 3. Bases 195 to 1637 code for a protein of 480 amino acids. The transcript has 11 exons. The record is from RefSeq and is a predicted model, not a curated record. Lineage: Eukaryota; Metazoa; Chordata; Mammalia; Chiroptera; Vespertilionidae. Gene Ontology annotation, molecular function: calcium ion binding.
CAGCCCUCCCUUCGGGCACCCACUCUUCCUCGCCCUCUCCAAGAAUUUGUUUGAGGAAGCGCUGCCGGAAGAAGACAUCUUCCUGAAUUCACGGUCAGGGGCGGGGUUGCUGCUGCCCUGCGGUGCUACCUCGGGCACGUGCCCCCCCUGCUCCAUCGCCUGCCCAGCCGGGGUCAAGUCCCGAAGAAGGGAUCAUGAAGCACUCGGUGGCCGCUUGGCUCUUGGUCGGGCUCAGCUUCUGUGUCCCCCAGUUCUGCAAAGGUGAUAUUUGUGAUCCCAAUCCAUGUGAAAAUGGGGGCAUCUGCUUGUCAGGCUUGUCUGAAGAUUCCUUUACCUGUGAGUGUCUGGACGGCUUCACAGAUCCCAACUGUUCUAGUGUUGUGGAGGUUGCCUCAGAUGAGGAAGAGCCAACUUCCGCAGGUCCCUGCAUUCCUAAUCCAUGCCAUAAUGGAGGAACCUGUGAAAUAAGUGAAGCGUAUCGCGGGGACACUUUCAUAGGCUAUGUUUGUAAAUGUCCCCGAGGAUUUAAUGGGAUUCAUUGUCAGCACAACAUAAAUGAAUGUGAAGCUGAGCCUUGCAAAAAUGGUGGAAUAUGUACAGACCUUGUUGCAAACUAUUCCUGUGAGUGCCCAGGUGAAUUCAUGGGAAGAAAUUGUCAAUACAAAUGCUCGGGCCCAUUGGGAAUUGAAGGUGGAAUCAUAUCAAAUCAGCAAAUCACAGCUUCCUCGACCCACCGAGCUCUUUUUGGACUCCAGAAGUGGUAUCCCUACUAUGCUCGCCUUAAUAAGAAGGGGCUUAUAAAUGCCUGGACAGCAGCAGAAAACGACAGAUGGUCAUGGAUUCAGAUAAAUUUACAAAGAAAAAUGAGAGUUACUGGUGUAAUUACCCAAGGAGCCAAGAGGAUUGGAAGCCCAGAAUAUAUAAAAUCCUACAAAAUUGCCUAUAGUAAUGAUGGAAAGACUUGGACAAUGUACAAAGUGAAAGGCACCAAUGAAGAUGUGGUGUUUCGUGGAAAUGUUGAUAACAACACACCCUAUGCUAACUCUUUCACACCCCCCAUAAAAGCUCAGUAUGUAAGACUUUAUCCCCAAGUUUGUCGAAGACACUGUACUUUGAGAAUGGAACUUCUUGGAUGUGAACUAUCAGGCUGUUCGGAGCCUCUGGGGAUGAAAUCGGGGCAUAUACAGGACUAUCAGAUCACUGCCUCCAGCAUCUUCAGAACUCUCAAUAUGGACAUGUUCACUUGGGAGCCAAGGAAAGCUCGGCUGGACAAGCAGGGCAAAGUGAAUGCCUGGACCUCCGGCCACAAUGACCAGUCACAGUGGUUACAGGUAGAUCUUCUUGUCCCUACCAAAGUGACUGGCAUCAUUACACAAGGAGCUAAAGAUUUUGGUCAUGUACAGUUCGUAGGCUCCUACAAACUAGCUUACAGCAACGAUGGAGAGCACUGGACUGUAUACCAGGAUGAAAAACAAAGAAAAGAUAAGGUGUUCCAGGGCAAUUUUGACAAUGACACUCACAGGAAAAACGUCAUCGACCCUCCCAUCUAUGCGCGGCACAUAAGGAUCCUUCCUUGGUCCUGGUACGGGAGGAUCACGCUGCGGUCGGAGCUGCUGGGCUGCACAGAGCAGGAGUGAGGACACCCACACCCACGACCCUCCUCUCUGUUCCCUCCUCUCUAUCUCCAUGGAAUGAACUGUGCGAAAUCUGUAGGAAACUGAAUGGGGUUUUUCAUGAAAAAGUGCUCAAAUUAUGGUAGGCCACAAACUAUCUUUUUAAGGAGGUCUAAGCCUGCCUUUUCAAAGGUUUAAUUUGAUUUUUAUUAUUUAAAUUUCUUAAGCAACAUCACAUUAACUGUGAAUUACUUUUCUCACGGUUUCCAGAAUCAUUCACAAUGGUUGAAAUAUAUUAGGGAAAGAGAGUAGCAAGGUUAAAAAAUCUCAUAGUUAUCAAGUAAAAGCAAGAGUUUAUAGAGCUUUUAUAAUCAAUGCACAACCAGUUCUUAUCAAAAGAAUACUACAAUGUUAGCAAUAAGAUUUUUUUUCUUUCUGUAGUGACUCUACAUUAUCCUAAUUGUUUCCCUGUGCCUACCAAACACUGUCAGUGUUUAUAACAGAAUUUUGAAGAAGAAUUUGUAACAUGCAGUACUAAUUGAUAAUUGAUAUUAUAAUUCUCACUUUACUUUUUCUAAUCAGACAUCAUGUGAUCUUUUUUUGGUUCUAUUUUAUAUUCUUUAUAUUGUAUAUUGCCUAAAUGAGUUCACAUUUUUCCAAUUGAGUUUCUUUCUAUUAUUUGCCUAAGAAGUAUCAUUGUUUACAUAUGGAACAUGAUUGAAAAUGAGUAGAUUGAUCAUAAUUAAUCUCAGUAGAUUGAAUAUGAAAUCUAUUUUUGAAGGAGGCUAUACCUAUGUAAAUUCCAGAUACUUCCUUUAUAAAAAAAUAAUAUUACCAUUUUG